GUGUCAGCGUGUGCGGCAAAAGAUCAAUGGGAAUGAUCGAGAGCGGAGGAGUGGCGUGCAAGUGUACGGGAAGUAGAAGCUACGGCUUCAGGGAAGCGACUUUCCAUGAGAAUCGAAUCUUUCUGAGUAAUCUCCGGAACGAUUCGAUGACUCCUCUGCUCCGAAACGGCCUUUGUUGUUCUCGAUGGCCAUCUGUUGCUGGUGCAAGAACCUGCAUUCUCAGCAUCGAUGGCCGAGAGAAAUCAAGAUCCACAAUAUUGUCAUCUAGACAAAAGAGGGUCCCCUUAUAUGUGAUGAUGCCAGUUGACACAUUUGGAAUUGAUACUUCAGGGAGUCCAAGGAUUAGAAAAAUCAAGGCCUUAACUGUCUCUCUAAAAGCACUCAAGUUGGCAGGUGUCCAUGGAAUUGCAGUUGAGGUUUGGUGGGGAAUCGUAGAGCGCUUCUCUCCUCUUGCAUACAAUUGGUCUCUCUAUGAGGAGCUUUUCCAACUGAUAUCUCAGAUGGGGUUGAAGUUGCACGUUGCCUUGUCUUUUCACUCAAACAGGCGUACAUCAUCUAGUGGAAGUGGAGAUGUUAGUCUUCCCCUGUGGAUUCUGGAGAUUGGUGAACACAAUAAAGAUAUAUACUAUCGAGACCAAAAUGGAUUUUCCAAUGAUGCUUAUCUUACACUAGGAGUGGACCAAAUUCCUCUGUUUUGUGGCCGGACUGCUCUCCAGUGUUAUGAAGACUUCAUGUUCAGUUUUGUUAACAAAUUUGACUCCUUUAUUGGAAGUGUGAUAGAGGAGAUAAGUGUCGGUCUUGGUCCUUCCGGAGAACUUAGGUAUCCGGCCCAUCCUUUUGGUGAUGGCAGGUGGAAGUUUCCUGGAAUUGGUGAAUUUCAGUGUUAUGACAAGUACAUGAUGGAGGACUUGAGGAUGACUGCAGCCCAAGAAGGAAAGCCUGAGUGGGGAGACAAGGGCCCACAGAAUGCUGGCUAUUACAACAGUCUCCCAUCUGGGGUCCCUUUUUUUGGCGAAGGAGAAGAAGGCUUUCUUUCUGAUUAUGGUCGGUUUUUCCUUGAAUGGUACAGUUGUAGGUUGAUUCAGCAUGCAGAUGCUAUUCUUGCAAAGGCAGCUAAUAUUUUGAAGAAGUAUCAAGAAAACAAGAGAACUAGCGUUAUAUUAGUGGCUAAAAUUGGUGGCAUAUAUUGGUGGUACCGGACAGUAUCACACCCUGCUGAACUUACAUCUGGUUACUACAACACUGCUUGUAGGGAUGGUUAUGAUCCUAUUGCUCUGAUGUUGUCUCGUCAUGGUGCUGCAUUGCACAUUUCCUGCUUAGAAAUGUUGGACAGUGAAACCCCACCAGCCUAUCUUUGCAGCCCGGAAGGAUUACUUGAACAGAUACAGACUGUUUCAAAGAGAAGGACAAUACAUUUGAUUGGAAGAAAUGCCAAUGAACAAUUUGACAAGGCUGGAUUAUGUCAAAUAUACGCAAACUGUUACCAUCCAAAGGCAGUUGUAAGAGCACUUACUUUUUUCAGAAUGAAUGACAAGAUUUUUAGGGUUGAAAACUGGAAGAACUUUGUCCCCUUUGUUAGAAAUAUGAGCACAGAUUUAGUGUAUCUGGAGACCUGAAUUUCGAUAAUACUGGACGUUCACUCAAAGCAACAAAAAUUAUAUUCAAAUCUCAAAGAAAAAAAAAAAAAAAAAAAAGAAAAAAAAAAAAAAGAAAAGAAAAGAAAAAGGGCUAGGGAUUUCAAUGCCUAAAUUUUAGCAUUGCUUGCCUUUUCUGGCAAUCAAGAGCUUCGGCAGAUGGAGUGGCAGUUGUUAGAUGUGAAGCUGGUCUUGCAACCAUGCUCGUUGCUCUUAUGUAACUUGCAGGAGUUUCUUGCCCAGAUAUGUAAAGAAAGCACCAUUCAGCAUCAGAUCUCCAUCUGACCUCCAAUUCCAAUUCUUCCACUCCGCAUAUUCUGAGUAUUCAUGUUUAGUCACCUGGAAAAUAAGUACCUCUGAGAGAACAGGUAUUGGUAUAGGAUCGAGGGUUUGGAUGCAGGUAAAGUUUGGCUUUGAAUCUGGUCAAUCCUAACUCGGUGCAGGUCCUUCAGAACUCCAACCAGUUGAGUUAGGUGAAGGUUUCACUUCUUUUGAUAUUAAGUUUCUAUUUACUUGACCAUUCAGUCAAUUUUGUGCUGUUCUCUUUUAGUUUGAACUUUUUUUAUUUGGUUCAUUGUGUUUAUCCCAACCAGGAGAAACAAUUGUGCUAUUUUCUAAAUGGCCUCUAUGUUCUGUUUAUAGUUGAUAAAUAAUAAUGAUAUGGUUUUAUAGCA
This is a messenger RNA of Alnus glutinosa, 2308 nucleotides long. RefSeq names its product inactive beta-amylase 4, chloroplastic. The record is from RefSeq and is a predicted model, not a curated record. Lineage: Eukaryota; Viridiplantae; Streptophyta; Magnoliopsida; Fagales; Betulaceae. Gene Ontology annotation, biological process: polysaccharide catabolic process. Bases 27 to 1616 code for a protein of 529 amino acids. The transcript has 11 exons. Gene Ontology annotation, molecular function: beta-amylase activity.